Molecule: messenger RNA, 1684 nt
Organism: Chironomus riparius
Lineage: Eukaryota; Metazoa; Arthropoda; Insecta; Diptera; Chironomidae
Source: the annotation of a GenBank genome assembly
GUUUUAAUAAUUUUAUAUAAAUUUGUAAGUAUUUAUUAAUCCAUUGGGCUGAGGAGCCGUUCAGUUAUGACGUCCAGGAUGGGGGGUCAGCAAAAAAAUGAAUAAAAAAAAUUCCCGAACCUUCAAUUUCGGAUGUCAUCUGUGAACGACCCUUAACUGCACGACCCAAAAUCUUAAUUGCCAUAAAAUAUUUUUUUUGUCAUUUUUAACAGAUAUUGCAAGAUAAAAUCGACAGCAAUGGCCUUGACAUGCAAAUUUGAGGAUCAAGAAUAUAUAAAUGGAGUUAUUAUUUACGCCUGUAAAAUAAAAUAUCAAUCAAUUCCAUCAAAAAUCCUAAAAGUUCGUGGACGACACCUUCAAGGAAAGACAAACGAUGAUGUUGAAGAAGUCAGAUUCGUAAAGUGCAACAUUCCAGUAGUUCCAGCAGGAUUAAAAAAGAUCUUUCCAAAAAUGAACGAUUUGAGUGUCUGGAAGUCAAACUUAAAAUAUGUCUGUAACAAGGACUUAAUUGAGUAUCGACAUCUAAAGGAACUUCACCUUUUUGAUAAUAAAAUUGAAUUUGUGCCUGGAAAUCUGUUCGAAGGAUUCCAAAAUUUAGAGCAAAUUGGACUUAAUGACAAUAAAUUGCAAAUGAUUGAACCAAAUUUGCUUUUUGGAUUUGACAAGUUAAAGCUUUGUAACAUUAGUGACAAUCCAAGAUACAAGACGAACUACUCAAUUUAUGAUGAAGAUGACUCAAAUGCAACAUUUAAUGAAGUUAAAGCUGAAAUCGCUAAAGUCUUUGCUGAUCAUGUUGAUGAACAUUUGCAGUUAAAAAAGGAAUUUAUGGAAGGACUUUCAAAACGUAAUGAAGAUGAGGAUUUUUGUGAUGAUUCCAGUUCAAGUGGUCAGCCUGAUUAUGAGUAUAGAACAUCAGCUUAUGAUCAGGAAAAUCCUUAUGGUCCUAAAUACAGCCUUAUCAGUGACAUUAAAACUCAUUUGUAUCUUGGAGCCCGAGAUUUUAAGAUUAUUAUAACCGAACGUGAAUUCGAUGUCCAUAAAUUCUUGCUUGCAGCACGUAGUGACACUCUUUAUAAUAUAUUUUUGGAGAAUCCACAAAUAGAAGAAUUAAAGUUGGUCGACAUUUCCGAGGAAAUGUUUGAAAUAAUUCUUAAAUUUCUCUACACUGAUGAACUUCCAGGCGACGAUGGGACAAACUAUUUAGAGCUCUUUGCUGCUACUGGGAAACUAAGAAUCGAUCUUUUAAUGAACCAUGCAGCAAAUAAGAUUAAAGAAAAGAUUGAUGAAAAUAAUGCGUUGGAUAUCCUCAAAUUAAGCAAUAGAUACAAUCAUUUUGAUCUAAGAAUAAAAGCAUAUGAUAUAAUUAAGAGCAUGUAUCCGGACGUUGAUUUCCAAAACAGUUGGUCUGAAGAUUUAGAAAAAUUGACAAAAGUCUUAAAUUUCAUUAAAAAGAAGGAAGAAGUAAUGCAGAAAUUUGAAGCUGAACUUAAGGAUUUAGCUUAAGAUUGACGAUCCUAAGAAAACUCAAGCAGAUGGUCGACCUACAUCAAAACUACUCAAAUUAAAUAUUAUUUAUUCAUUUUGUUCUGAAACUUUUUUGUAACGCUUAACAUUUUGAAACUAUUGAUGAAUAAACUUUUGGUAAACAACAGCACUCGACAGGAUUUAAAAAAUAAUUAAAAUU